GACUUCUGGCUCGGCGCAUGCUCCGUGAGCGGAGGAGGCGGGGCUGCCGGUGUCAGUGGGCCCAAGUGUCCGGGCCUGAGGCGUCUUCCCAGCCCGUCCCUGUCGCGGCGCCUCGAACGGCAGGUCAUUCAUCAAGAAUUUUGUAUCCAAGGCCCCGAAGUUUGUUACCCAAGAUGAUGAACGCAGACGUGGAUGCAGUUGAUGCUGAAAAUCAGGUGGAACUGGAGGAAAAAACACGACUUAUUAAUCAAGUGUUAGAACUCCAACACACACUUGAAGACCUCUCGGCAAGAGUUGAUGCAGUUAAGGAAGAAAAUCUGAAGCUAAAAUCAGAAAACCAAGUUCUUGGGCAAUACAUAGAAAACCUCAUGUCAGCUUCUAGUGUUUUUCAAACAACUGACACAAAAAGCAAAAGAAAAUAAGGGGUCGAUAUCCUGUUUUAUGGAAUUGCUGGUUUUUUUUAACUUGGGUAGACUCCAAAAGUUACAGUACUUUUGUUUGUGGCUUUAUUGAAUAUUUAUGAAGAUAAUGGCACAUCUAGGCAAAAUUAAGAGCACUAAGAGCAUAACAGGAGACUUCUCUGAGUUUGUGUAUUACGUUCCAACCCAGUGCCGUCGUAUGAAAACGUGCAAAUGUAGAGACUUUAUAAUUAGAAUUGCAUAUAUUUAUGAAAACUUGAAAAUGAAUGUUUUAUCAAAUUUACUUUGAUUUUUAGGUUUAGCAGAGUCUUUUAUUAUAGGUGUGGUAAAAGAUGAUACAAGAAGGUAGCUACUAUGUUGUGAAAGUGACCAAAAUCAUGUACUGAAUAUGCACAGCUAUGUAUGUACCCUGUCCACCGUCUUGUGCCUCUUUUCCAUUUGCCUCCUCCUCCCCAUUUCCCUUACCCUGAGGAAGAAAAAAGCUGGUUCCACAUUUGUAAAAGUAAUUUUAAUAAUUAAUCAUUCAUGGGAGUAACCUGAACUCAUUGUUGAAACUUAAUCAAAAUAACUUUGUCAGCUAGGGCCUGUCAUUUGUUAUAUUUAGUAAUAAGACUGUUGGUUUUUAAUAAAUUGAAAACAGACACUAUAAAAAUGAAGAUUGUUCUCUGAAACUAGGAAUUUUCAAAUUGGGAAGAUUUGUUGUUUGAUACUUCCAUCUGCACAAAAUGACCAACUUGGUAUCUGAAAAAAAAUGGGAUCUGGUUGCUUAAUAUAAAAAAUCUUGGGAAAAAUAGAAAUAGGGUGGGAAAAAUACCUGGUAAGCAGUAGUAACCAACUCCAAAUGUUUUCGUUCCAAAUUUGUGUUGUCAUCGCCACAGAUUAGGUCUCUUGGGUUGACAUAUAUGAAAGUGGAUUAAGUCUGACUAUCUUAAUCUAGGAAGCCCUGGUGGUGUGGUGGUUAAGAGCUACAGCUGCUGACCCGAAGGUCAGCAGUUCCAAUCCACCACACACGCCCUGGAAACCCUAUGGGGCAGUUCUGCUCUGUCCUAUGGGGUCGUUAUGAGUUGGAAUCCACUUGAUGGCAAUGAUUUUUUUUUAGCUUAACGUAAACCACAUCUGGAAGACAGCAGUUACAAAGAAUUUGGUCUCUUAAGGUUCAUUUAUAGCACCCAUUUCAUUUUUUGCAGAAACACUUGUUUAUUAGUAUCAGAAUCAUGAAGAAAAUGGGAGUUUUUCAUUUGUACUAACUGAUAAUCUUCCUCAGUAUUUUAUCUCACCACUUCUACCAGAAUUUUCUGUAAAUCAACUAUUUCUAUAGAGUUUUAGGCAUCCUUUUACUAAACUUUUUUACAAUUCGGUUGUGGGUUCCAUUCAAAAGUAAUGUUAAUUCUAAUAGGAAGAGAGAUCCACUAAUACAGUUGAUGGUUGUUAGAUUUGGGUUACUUUUAAUCAUGGAAUAAUCUUACGAUUGUAUUGGUGUAAGUAUGAUCUGUUAAGUGACUUUAGCUGUAUGAAUACAUACUAGUCAUACUGCAAACAUUCUGCAUCCCUCUUGUGACCUAAUUUACAAACAUGUAAAAAUUGUGAUGCAGUUCUGCUUUGCUGUUUAAUAAAAAGCUGUUUCAGA
This is a messenger RNA of Loxodonta africana (African savanna elephant), 2046 nucleotides long. RefSeq names its product short coiled-coil protein (gene SCOC). The record is from RefSeq and is a predicted model, not a curated record. The transcript is spliced from 4 exons. Gene Ontology annotation, cellular component: trans-Golgi network. The coding region runs from base 18 to 422 and encodes 134 amino acids. Lineage: Eukaryota; Metazoa; Chordata; Mammalia; Proboscidea; Elephantidae.